Molecule: messenger RNA, 2061 nt
Organism: Polyodon spathula (Mississippi paddlefish)
Lineage: Eukaryota; Metazoa; Chordata; Actinopteri; Acipenseriformes; Polyodontidae
Product: aquaporin-7-like
Exons: 6
Coding region: 37-915 (292 amino acids)
Biological process (GO): glycerol transmembrane transport; water transport
Cellular component (GO): basolateral plasma membrane; plasma membrane
Molecular function (GO): glycerol channel activity; urea transmembrane transporter activity; water channel activity
Source: RefSeq, a predicted model, not a curated record
GGGAGAGUGAGAGAGCUGACAAAUGGACAGAGGAAGAUGAAGCUGGACAAGCAGUUUGUAUCCAAUGUUAGGAAAGCCAUUCGAAUCCGAAACGAAUACCUGCGAGAGGCUCUGGCUGAGGUACUCGGCACCUUUGUCAUGAUGGUUUUCGGUCUGGGCUCGGUAGCCCAGGUGGUCAUGGGAGGUGGUUCCUAUGGUGACUACUUCAGUAUAAACUUGGGCUUUGGCCUCGGGGUCACCAUGGGCAUUCACAUUGCUGGGGGCGUCUCAGGGGCUCACAUGAACACUGCAGUCACCUUCUCCAUGUGUGUGCUGGGGAGCCUGAGCUGGAGGAAGCUGCCCGUCUACGCUGCUGCCCAGUUCCUCGGCUCCUUUAUGGCUGCGGUCACUGUCUUCUGGGUCUACUAUGAUGCUCUGUUUGUGUUCUGCGGAGGGAACUUCACAGUGACGGGCCCGAGAGCAACUGCUGGGAUCUUUGCUACGUACCCGGCGCCAUACCUCUCAGUGGGAGGAGGCUUUCUGGACCAGGUGCUGGGCACUGCCUUGCUGCUGCUGUGUAUCCUGGCACUGAAUGACCGCAGGAACAGCCCGGCGCUCAGCGGCACGGAGCCUCUGCUCAUCGGCCUCCUCGUGGUGGUGAUUGGCAUCUCUCUGGGCAGCAACAGCGGGUACGCCAUCAACCCCGCCCGCGACCUUCCCCCGCGCUUCUUCACCGCCAUGGCAGGCUGGGGUCCUGACGUCUUCAGUGCUGGUAACGGCUGGUGGUGGAUCCCUGUGGUGGCUCCCAUGGUUGGCAGUGUGACUGGCUCUCUGCUCUACAAACUCUUCAUCGAGUAUCACCACCUGGCUGAAGAGCAUCAAGAAGAGGGGCUGGGGGGAGGCUGCUCUGAUCAAAAACACUGCCUCUGCUUUUAACACAUCCUUGUGCGGGGACUGUACCAGAGACACUGCCUCUGCUUUUAACACAUCCCUGUGCGGGGACUGUGCCAGAGACACUGCCUUUGCUUUUAACACAUCCCUGUGCGGGGACUGUGCCAGAGACACUGCCUUCGCUUUUAACACACCCCUGUGCGGGGACUGUGCAGAGACACUGCCUCCGCUUUUAACACACCCCUGUGCGGGGACUGUGCCGGAGACACUGCCUCCGCUUUUAACACACCCCUGUGCGGGGACUGUGCCAGAGACACUGCCUCCGCUUUUAACACACCCCUGUGCGGGGACUGUGCCAGAGACACUGCCUCCGCUUUUAACACAUCCUUGUGCGGGGACUGUGCCAGAGACACUGCCUCCGCUUUUAACACAUCCCUGUGCGGGGACUGUGCCAGAGACACUGCCUCCGCUUUUAACACACCCCUGUGCUGGGACUGUGCCAGAGACACUGCCUCCGCUUUUAACACACCCCUGUGCGGGGACUGUGCAGAGACACUGCCUCCGCUUUUAACACACCCCUGUGCGGGGACUGUGCCAGAGACACUGCCUCCGCUUUUAACACACCCCUGUGCUGGGACUGUGCCAGAGACACUGCCUCCGCUUUUAACACAACCCUGUGCAGGGACUGUGCAGAGACACUGCCUCCGCUUUUAACACAUCCUUGUGCGGGGACUGUGCCAGAGACACUGCCUUUGCUUUUAACACACCCCUGUGCGGGGACUGUACCAGAGACACUGCCUUUGCUUUUAACACACCCCUGUGCGGGGACUGUACCAGAGACACUGCCUUUGCUUUUAACACAUCCCUGUGCGGGGACUGUGCCAGAGACACUGCCUUCGCUUUUAACACACCCCUGUGCGGGGACUGUGCAGAGACACUGCCUCCGCUUUUAACACACCCCUGUGCGGGGACUGUGCCAGAGACACUGGCCCCUCCAACUUAACUUUUGUUAAAUAUAUACACCAGGGAUGGUAGUCUCUGUUAAAUUUCCUAAACAUUUAAACUUCAAAAUAUUAGGCAUUUUGUAACCAAAAACUUCAGUGUUGAUACAUUUUUAUGAUAGAACAGGUGUUCCUUUCUUACCUGAGGCCCACCUGUUCAGCUGCAUUAGGCACUGUGGUCACUAUUAGC